ACAAAUCUGCUGUUUUAUUAUAAAGUGUUACGUAGAAUCGUGGUUUUUAUGUUCUAAUGCUGCUACGUCCACAAUGAAUGAUAUUGGGUUUUUAAAAAAAUUGUAUUUUUAUAAAAAUGACGAUAAAGAAGACGCUGAAAAAGCAAUUAUGAAAUUUAUUAAUCAUUUGUGGUACUUGAGUGAAGAGUGUGCGGCUUUUUCAAUUUUUGAUAAAAGGUUAAGUAAUGAUACAAGAAGAAAAAUGGCUGAAAAAAUUAUGCAUGGUACUCCUAAAAAAGAAUCGCAAAAAAAGUUCAUCCUCAAAUAUGAAGAUUUACAACACUUUCUUAGCAAAAAAUUACCAUUAGAUAUUUUAGGGAAUAAUUCGAAAAACAUAUUUGAGAAAUUUAAUAUGUCUACUGAUUUUUUGAAAGAUCAGCCAGACAAAUGGAAAGAACAUGAAGGAUACAUUGAAGGAAAAAGAGUGGUAGAAUCAAUAAAAGUAGUCAACGAUACGGUAGAACAAGGGGUCAAACUUAUGACGGAUUUCAAUGAAAAGUUCACGAAAAAUGAAGAACAAAAGCAAUUUGUUUUGCAAGUAGUUCAAGAUUAUAGAAAAAAGUUUCCUGGAUGUAGUAAAGAUACCCUGAAAGAAUCAUAUAAUUGAAAAUUCAUUUUUACUAUCAUAAAUACAUUAUU
Daktulosphaira vitifoliae (grape phylloxera) is the source of this 678-nucleotide messenger RNA. RefSeq lists its product as uncharacterized. NCBI's taxonomy places the organism in Eukaryota, Metazoa, Arthropoda, Insecta, Hemiptera, Phylloxeridae. The record is from RefSeq and is a predicted model, not a curated record. The transcript has 2 exons. Bases 74 to 646 code for a protein of 190 amino acids.